AUGGCUGCAAGAUUAAGCUCAGAAUCCACAGUCUCUCUUUCUUCCAACGACUCCGAGAUAGGCCAGGCGCCUCUCGAGCUCCAGGAUCAAGCCCUGAUCUCGGGAAGGCGUCCGUCGGUUUCGUUCAGCAUGCUUUCUGAUGUCAGACGGUCCUUAUCAGGAAGUUCGUUCCGCACAGCGUCACUUUCGAAGAUGUCUUCCAGACAACUGGAAAGUUUUAGUGUGAAGGAAAUUUACGGCGAUCUUGAUGAUCGGAGCAUCGCGCUUCGGCGGUCCGCCACCAGAAACACCAUUCUAGACUCGUUGCUGAGUCGUGUAGUGCAAUCUAUCAGUCGGAAAGAUGAGGAGAAAGCAGUGGAGGAUAUUGAUUUGUAUGCGAAAAUGCCCGAUACCUCGGUGCCUACCAAAGAUUACGGUACCGAAUAUUCAGGAAUCGAUCCUGAACUUGUAGCCUGGGAUGGUGUCGAUGAUCCCGCCAAUCCUAGAAACUGGACUUUCCGCGAGAAGCUCUUCCAGACUGCUAUCGUGUCUGUCUACUCGCUUCUUUCCCCUAUGCUGUCGUCGAUUUUAUCUCCUGCCAUGACAGAAAUUUCUGAGUCUUUGCAUAUCGAGAAGGACGUCAUUCGGGCGUUGUGUGUAUCUAUCAUGGUGCUAGCUUGGGCCAUUGGACCCUUGAUUAUCGCGCCCAUUUCUGAAUCCGACAGCGUCGGCCGUAAACCUGUUUUGAACUCUUCUAUUUGGAUAGUCGCCAUCUUCAACUUGGGUUGUGGGUUCGUAAAGACUCCUGCUCAAUUGUGCAUUCUUCGCUUCUUGUGCGGUUUGGGAGGGUGUGCCCCGCUUAACGUUGGUGCUGGUACUCUUGCAGAUAUCUGGUCCGAUGAGCAGCGCCAGUACGCCAUGGCUGCCUACUCUUUGGGACCUACGUUGGGACCUGUGCUUGCGCCAGUCAUAGGAAGUUUCAUCGCCACAGGGUUAGGAUGGAGGUGGUGUUUCUUCAUCUUGGCUAUUUUCAAUUUCGUUGUCGCUGUGUUUGGAACUAUUUUCUUCAAGGAGACUUACUCUCCGAGGUUGUUGAAAGUGAAGGCUAACAAGCUCAGAGCAGAGACCGGAAACCCCCAUCUCCACACGAUUUAUGAGAUCGCAGAUGGCGAGUCCUUCACUAGCAGAUUGAUCACUACCGUGCUGCGCCCAAUUUCAUUAUUGGUUGGACAUCCUAUGGUGUUCGGCCUCGGUUCAUUCAUGGCAUUUACAUACGGUUUCAUGUAUUUGCUCAUUGUCACCUUUCCUGCUGUAUAUCGUGGAUCCUAUCACUUCAGUGUGAACAUCUCUGGAUUGAUGUAUGUUCCUCUAGGAAUCGGAUUCUUCCUAGGAACUGUUUUCUUCCUGUUGGCCAUUGAGCAUACCUACCAAAAGCUCACUGCUAAAAACGGAGGCGUUUCCAAGCCCGAGUUCCGCCUCCCUUGGUUGGUCUGUAGCGGUAUUGGGAUCCCCAUUGGUCUUAUCUGGUACGGCUGGUCCGCGCAGAAACAGCUCCAUUGGAUCAUGCCAUGCAUCGGGCUGUGCAUAUUCGGGUUUGCCCUCGUGGCCGUAUUUCAAACGAUCCAAAACUAUUUGAUCGACAUGAACAAUCGAUUUGCGGCCUCGUCGGUGGCUGCUGCGGCUGUCUUUCGCUCCUUAUUUGGUUUCUCUUUCCCUCUAUUCGCCAAUGCAAUGUACGCGAAAUUGAACUAUGGUUGGGGAAACACAAUGUGCGCAUUUAUAGCCCUAGCAUUGGGAAUCCCCUUCCCUGUUUUUUGUCUAAUUUACGGAGAGAGAUUGAGGUUGUGGGCCAACGCUCGGUUCGAGAAGAAACAGGCGCUCAAGGACGAGAAGAGUCUCGCGAAGUUGAAGGAGAAAAACGAACUCGAAUAUUUGCGUCAACUCGAGAAGAAGACUCAAUAA
Messenger RNA from Australozyma saopauloensis, 1941 nucleotides. RefSeq lists its product as uncharacterized. The coding region runs from base 1 to 1941 and encodes 646 amino acids. Gene Ontology annotation, biological process: transmembrane transport. The transcript has a single exon. NCBI's taxonomy places the organism in Eukaryota, Fungi, Ascomycota, Pichiomycetes, Serinales, Metschnikowiaceae. Gene Ontology annotation, molecular function: transmembrane transporter activity. The record is from RefSeq and is a predicted model, not a curated record.